This is a messenger RNA of Elephantulus edwardii (Cape elephant shrew), 1227 nucleotides long. It is a transcript of the gene LOX, whose product is annotated as lysyl oxidase. Bases 1 to 1227 code for a protein of 408 amino acids. The transcript has 6 exons. Lineage: Eukaryota; Metazoa; Chordata; Mammalia; Macroscelidea; Macroscelididae. The record is from RefSeq and is a predicted model, not a curated record. Gene Ontology annotation, biological process: peptidyl-lysine oxidation. Gene Ontology annotation, molecular function: protein-lysine 6-oxidase activity; copper ion binding.
AUGCGCCUCGCCUGGACCGCGCUCCUGCUCGGCCCGCUGCAGCUCUUCCCGCUCCUGCGCUGCGCCCCGCCGGCCGUCGGCCAGCAGCAGCCUCCGCGCGAGUCGCCUGCAGCUCCGGGCGCCUGGCGCCAGAGGAUCCAAUGGGAGAACAACGGGCAGGUGUUCAGCCUAUUGAGCCUGGGCUCGCAGUACCAACCGCAGCGUCGCCGGGACCCGGGCGCCGCCGCCCAGCAGCAACGUACGCCGGUCCUGCUGCUCCGGAACAACCGCACGACGGCAGCGCGGGCGCAGGCGGCUGGCUCAUCCGCAACCACCGCCGCCCGCCCCAGACCCGCCACGCGCCACUGGUUCCAGCCUGGCUACUCGCCGUCCGGAGCCCGCGGCGCUGGAGGCUCGCGCACCGGCAACGGGACCGCGCCAGGAGAGCGCCCGGUGCUCAGUAACCUGCGGCCGCCCAGCCGCGUAGACGGCAUGGUGGGAGAUGAUCCAUUUGCCCCCUACAAGUACUCCGACGACAAUCCUUACUACAACUACUACGACACGUACGAAAGGCCACGGCCCGGGGGGAGGUACCGGCCUGGGUAUGGUACAGGCUACUUCCAAUAUGGUCUCCCAGACCUGGUGCCUGACCCCUACUAUAUCCAGGCGUCCACCUACGUGCAGAAGAUGGCCAUGUACAAUCUGAGAUGCGCUGCUGAAGAAAACUGUCUGGCCAGUUCAGCAUAUAGGGCAGAUGUCAGAGAUUAUGAUCACCGAGUGCUGCUAAGAUUUCCCCAAAGAGUGAAAAACCAAGGGACAUCUGAUUUCUUGCCAAGUCGACCAAGAUAUUCCUGGGAAUGGCAUAGCUGUCACCAACAUUACCACAGCAUGGAUGAAUUCAGCCACUAUGACCUGCUUGAUGCCAGCACCCAGAGAAGAGUGGCUGAGGGCCACAAAGCCAGCUUCUGUCUGGAGGACACUUCCUGUGACUAUGGCUACCACCGGCGAUUUGCCUGUACAGCACACACGCAGGGGUUGAGCCCUGGCUGUUAUGAUACUUACAAUGCAGACAUAGACUGCCAGUGGAUUGAUAUAACAGAUGUACAACCUGGAAACUAUAUUCUCAAGGUCAGUGUGAACCCCAGCUACCUGGUGCCUGAGUCAGACUACUCCAACAAUGUUGUGCGCUGUGAAAUACGCUAUACAGGACACCAUGCCUAUGCCUCGGGCUGCACAAUUUCACCGUAA